CUCGACCUGGCGAUAUGCCAACGCGCGUACGUCCGGUUGCAUAAAUGUCAAUGUUGUUGUUGCUAAGAUACCGCGUCAAAGCCGCCGCCCCCAAAACAAUCGUGAUUACAAAGAUAACAUGUUGAAAGUAUAACGACGAAGAAGUGGAGGUUUCAAAAUGGGGUGUUGUGAGUCGAGGAAAGAAGAAGAGGGCGAGGAGAACAAGCAAAGGGGCUGCACUGACGUAUUCUGGUUGUGCGUGUACGUCGCCUUUUGGUUGUUGAUGAUUUUAAUUGCUGCGUUCUCUUUCGUGUACGGGAACCCGAUUAGAAUUAUAAAUGGAUAUGACUCAUUCGGGAACACUUGCGGGACGAAGCACAAUAAAAACAGGAGCAACUUGGAGCUGUCAGGGAUUGACACUUCUGAUAAACCGUACUUAUUGUUUUAUGAUAUUAAAGAGCUGAAACAGUCGCUGAAGAUAUGCGUGAAAGAGUGUCCUAGAGAGACGCUGAGAGAGGUGGAUGAUAUCAGGAAGUAUUAUCAAAAAACAGGGGUGAAUUUGUGCAGAUAUGAUUUUAAUUACAAUGAUUUUAAUAAUAGGAGCAUUCCGAAAAAUAUUUUCAGUAGUUACAUAGGACCGUGUCCGGCACUUCCAAUUUAUGAGAGCAAACCUGUUUUGAAUCGCUGUGUUCCACAAUCCUUCCAAGAUUUGGCAGAGGGCGUUUUGAACAACUUUUAUGAUUUGCUUAAUAGUUGGGACACUUUGGAACAGAUUCUUAGCGAUAUUUAUAUCACGUGGAGGGAGAUUUUGUAUUUGACGUUCUUAGCUUUGUUAUUAUCAUUAGUGACAAUUUCGAUUUUACAUUUGUUGGCGCAUCUAGUUUCUUACAUAAUUAUGAUUUUAUUCACCGUUGCUAGUAUUUUGGGGACUGCGUUUCUCUGGUAUACGUAUUUCGACAUUAAGAAUAAUUUAGACAAAACCAAUCAGAAUUUGAUGCUUUUGGAGUCCGUGCGCAACGAGAGGGCGUUUUUAUGGUAUUCAAUCGUAGCCACCGUUAUUACAGUCAUAAUUUUAUUACUCGUCAUAGUAAUGAGAAAACAAGUCAGUUUUCUCGCCGACUUAUUUAAGGAAACUUCCAAGUGUCUGCUACACCUCCCCGGUCUCUUUUUUCAGCCGAUUUUAACGUUUCUAUUUCUGCUUGCAUUUCUCAUGUUCUGGAUUUUCGUUGUGCUGUGCUUAGCCACCGCCUACUACCCCAGCACUUCCCCCAUCAACCUGCGUAUUUACAACGAAUCGUCGUUUACCACACCCGUCAGUAACACCGAACCUGUACCCAAACUGCGCGACAUCUCCCUGUCAGAAAAAGUGGUACAAAAAAUGACGGUCUUCGAAUUCACAGAUCCGACUUGGGUGAAAUACAUGUGGUGGGUUUAUUUCAUUGGGUUAAUCUGGACAUGCGAGUUUAUCAUGGGUUGCCAGCAAAUGGUAAUCGCGGGAGCCGUAGCCCAUUGGUUCUACCGCCACAAAUACAAAGAUAACUCCCACGUUUCGUACUCCAUUUGCAAACUAAUCAAGUACCAUCUGGGUUCGGUCGCUAUCGGGUCUCUGCUCAUCACCAUUUUCAAAAUACCAAGACUGAUCUUGAUGUAUUUACACGAAAAGCUUAAGUACAACUCCGACAAGGGUAGCGAAUGCGCCUCCUGUUGUCUCAAAUGUUGCAUUUGUUGUUUUUAUUGCUUAGAAAAGUUCAUACGGUACUUAAACCACAACGCUUACACUGUUAUAGCGAUAGAUGGCGUUAAUUUUUGUAAAGCAGCGGGAACGGCCUUCCAAGUCUUAACAGAGCAUGCGCUACAAGUGGCAACUAUCAACAGCUUAGGCGAUUUUAUCCUAUUUUUGGGUAAAUGUUUAAUAACUGUGCUCACGGGGUGUGUGGGACUCUACAUCUUUAGAAGAAACCCGGAACUGGAGUUUUAUGCAGCCCCAACUUUAAUCGUUUGCAUAUUCGCUUUCUUUGUCGCACACUGUAUACUUUCGCUAUACGAGAUGGUGUUGGAUACUGUAUACUUGUGCAUUUGUCAAAACGGCGAAAGCGUUGAGGGUAUCCAGAUGGAGAAUUUGGGAGUUCAAAGGAGCGUUAAUAAUGCUAAUCCGCAGCCUACUGAACUAGAACCGAUUAAGUAGAUAUACGAGGUUUAAGUGGUUGUUGUAAUUUUAACUGUGAGCUUUAACGUUUAUAUUGAUAUUAUAUACCUGUUUACAAUCGUAAGAAUGUACACGUCGAUGUCCGUCUAUUAAAAACAAACCGUACUUUAAGCGCACUUCCACAACGUAGUAUUAGGCACUUAUUAACGACAAUAACACAAAGAUUGCUGUUGUUUUUAAGAAUGCGACUCAGUUGUUUUACAGUUUUAACAUUGGGAACAAGGUUGUGAUUUUUUGAGUAGCAGUAUUUAAUGGUAUUUAUUGGUCUAUUCCUCGACGCAGAUAUUUUUAUAUACCGGAAAAGGAUAACACUGUAAUGUUUACAUUUUAAUAGAAAUAUAACUGUUAGAACUU
This is a messenger RNA of Zophobas morio, 2539 nucleotides long. RefSeq names its product choline transporter-like 1 (gene Ctl1). The record is from RefSeq and is a predicted model, not a curated record. Gene Ontology annotation, biological process: transmembrane transport. The transcript has 10 exons. NCBI's taxonomy places the organism in Eukaryota, Metazoa, Arthropoda, Insecta, Coleoptera, Tenebrionidae. The coding region runs from base 158 to 2164 and encodes 668 amino acids. Gene Ontology annotation, molecular function: transmembrane transporter activity.